Messenger RNA from Pantherophis guttatus, 2833 nucleotides. RefSeq names its product chromosome 2 C18orf54 homolog (gene C2H18orf54). NCBI's taxonomy places the organism in Eukaryota, Metazoa, Chordata, Lepidosauria, Squamata, Colubridae. The record is from RefSeq and is a predicted model, not a curated record.
CCAGCCGACGCCAUUGGCAUGGAGGGGCUGAGGCGUUUUCAAACCGGCGGGCGGGAGAGCGAAGAGGAGAUGCAGCUCUUGAAAGCUUCAGGAGAAGUUGCAAAAGGCCCCUGAAUGAAAAGUAAUGUCCUGCUUGGUUAAAAAAAGCAAUAUCUGUUCUCCAGAAACAACUGUGUCAUCUCUUCUAGCAAGUGGUAACUUUAAGAGUGGCCAUGACUCCUUGAGUCACAGUUCAGUCCAAUACAAGGACAAAUUGUAUAGUUCUGCCUCUCAAGCUCUAGAGGCCUAUAUUAAAGAUUUCAAUCUCAGUCUUUCAUCGCCAGGCGUCAGAACUGGAAAAAUUGAAAUUCUUCCGAGGGCUCCUGAAAACUUCAAGUUCUCAAAGGACGAUUUUGUGGCCAAGAGUGAAAAUGUCAAGCAGCAUACACGUCUGGAAAGAAGAAUUGUUUAUGAGCCAGAUAUAGCCAGUCUGACUACAGAUGAUCUUUUAGCAUUUCCUGCAGAUGGUUCCCCAUCUUUCAGGAUUUCUAGGUCAUCAGCUCAGAGAAGCAAUGUGAACAGGAGGUCCUGGACGACAUCUGCUUCUUGUUCUCAUCACUGGACUUCGUCCUUCCACGAUAAAGAAAAAGAAAAUUCUUGGAAACAUUCCUUGCUUCCCUCCUCAUACCAUGAAGGUAGCAGAAAAAAAGGUACACGAUAUAAAUUUCAAAAACAUCAUUCUGUGCUGCCUGGGAAUGACCAGCUUGCCAGCCGAGAGACCGUACUUCAUAAGAAUUAUCCAAGAUGGCUGACAAGCCAUAAAACCGAGUUGAGCAUUUCAGACAUAAGCAGUAUUCCUGAAUCCAAGUAUCCCAUCUGGCUGAAGAAUCAUAAUCUCUUACUGGAUUCAAGUGAAAAUUCUACACAGACCUCACACCUGUCUUUGCAAGAUAAUCGGGAGUUGAUGGCAUUUCAAAAUAUUAAAAGACAUAAUGAUGUGGUGAGCCUAAAGCACGAGUGUGAUACUCAAUCAAAUCACCCCAAAGAUUCUCUAAGUGCCUGUUUUCUACUGCAGGGCUUAAGAGAGCACAAGGAUCCUCUUAUAGAUGACACAGAGAAACUGAUUCAGAAAGCAAGGAGGGCACUGGAACCUUCUGCUGAGGAGUCAACUAGUCUCCUGAAAAAUGACGGCAGUCCUUGUACCGUGGAUGUGCUAGAAGCAGAAAGAUUGUGGGAUAAUGUUCCAAUUGGUUUAAAAUCUCCGGUACCUGUAUCCUGUGUGGAGGAGAAUUCUCCACCAAACCCCAAGGCCAGCAUGGUCAAUAACUUUUUAGAAGACUGUUUGCAGAAUGGUCAACAGGAGAGUACGUUUUCAGGUGGAAAUCAUCAUGGUCCUGUAGAAGCUUUGAAACUCAUGCUGUUUAACCUUCAAGCAGUUCAGCACAGCUUUCACAAAAACAAAUCUGACAGACCAAAUGAAGAGUCCCCAAAAGUUUCAAGUGGAGAUGAAGAUUUCAAGUUGAUCGAUUGUGAUAUGAUCCCUGUGGCCCAGUCCCUUCAGAGAGCUUUGCAUCAUUUAUCCCGACUUAAAGGAUUGGUUAACGAUACAAGUGGUAGAGAAGAAUCAACAGAAUCCCUCAAGACAUGACGCAUUGAACAUAAAUAUAUCUACAAAAUAAAUAUAAUUUAAAACAUCAGUUAAAGGCAGGGGCACGUAUUAAGACGCUCGUGAACCUAUGAACUCAGCUUUUUUCCAAAUCUUGUAUUUAUGUAAAUAUAAAUGUAUCUAACUAAAGUCUCUAGAGGCAUGUUAUCUUUUAUGAAACUUUGCCAGUCCCUAAAGAAAUGUGCAAAUGAUAGAAAAGGGUUGCUCUACUUUGAGACUUUUUCUUCCUUAAUAUCUGUUUCCAUCCUAGCUGGGUAGAAAUAGUGAGCAACUCAGGCACCUGCUAAAGAAAAAAGGAAGUUUUAAGCUCCGAAAACUAAUUUUAUAAUUUUUUACUAUUCCUGAUAACAGAGGCCAGAAUACAAAUGAUUAUUGUUAUAUCAGAUGUGGUAUGGUCAAAAACAAUAAUUGUAUAAAGGGAUACGGAUAAUCCAGAUGAAGUAAUGAAGUGUGAAGGUAACAUUACUGCAGAAAUGAGUUCUUGUGUGUCACUCUAAUAGACCUGCAUAAAUAUAACUUUAUUUUCAAAUACACGAUUGGUCUGUUGGAAUUUAAAAUACUAGUCUCCAAAGAUGGACUCUAUUUCCAUAUUUUUAUUCCGCUUCCCCUAAACCACAGAUUGGAGUUCAGCAUAACAAAUAUUUUGGAUAUGCAUAGAAUGACAUCACAGUUCUCUGCAAAACCAUCAAAGUUAGGCUACGUUGCAUAGUGGUUAUUGCUGAACUCUGCUACAUUGGAUCUCUAUCUUGGGAACCACUAUUAUUGAUUCAGACAGUUGUUUCUGAGAAGACAAAAACAUAGAUGACACAUACAUACAUUUGGUUUUUGGUCCAAAAUUUGUCAGAGCAUGUGGUUCUAGACAAUCUAAAAGUCUGAUUCAGAAUUUCAAACCAACUUAUUCUCUGAAUGAGAUCAUCCAUCACUUCGUCAAUCUCAUUUGGAAAACUGCUUCAGUUGGGAGGAAACCCUUUUUAUACAUGUGCAGAAGACCAUCAAAUAGCUGGAUCAAUUUGGAAAGCAUUGAUUCAAUUUAGAUGUCUAAUUUAGAAAGUCAAUUUAGUUCAGGGGUUUGAUUGAACUGCCUUCAAACUGCUGUCCUUUGUGCAGCUGUAAUCUGCAUGAAAUUGUUGAUUGGAUAAGUGUUUCUAUCUGCUGUAAUUUAUUCAAUAAACUAUGCUUAAACUCUGA